Messenger RNA from Botrytis sinoallii, 480 nucleotides. RefSeq lists its product as uncharacterized. The transcript has 3 exons. The record is from RefSeq and is a predicted model, not a curated record. Bases 1 to 480 code for a protein of 159 amino acids. Gene Ontology annotation, cellular component: cytosol; nascent polypeptide-associated complex. Lineage: Eukaryota; Fungi; Ascomycota; Leotiomycetes; Helotiales; Sclerotiniaceae.
AUGGAUAUGGAAAAGUUGAAGAGAAUGCAGGCCAGAGGUGGUGUCAGAACUGGUGAUGGAAAGGGUACACCAAGAAGAAAGGUUAAGAAUGUUCACAAGAGCACCGGAAUGGACGACAAGAAGCUACAGACCUCCCUCAAGAAGCUUAACGUUCAACCUAUCCAAGCUAUCGAGGAGGUAAACAUGUUCAAGUCCGACGGAAAUGUUAUCCACUUCGCCGCACCAAAGGUUCACGCUGCUGUUCCAUCCAACACCUUCGCCAUCUACGGUAACGGCGAAGAUAAGGAGCUCACCGAGCUCGUCCCAGGUAUCCUCAACCAGCUCGGCCCAGAUUCCUUAGCUUCCCUCCGCAAGCUUGCCGAGAGCUACCAAUCCAUGCAAAAGGCUGAGGGUGGUGAAGACAAGAAGGACGAUGAUGAGGAUGAUGAUGAUAUCCCAGAUUUGGUCGAGGGUGAGAACUUUGAGGACAAGGUCGAAUAA